Messenger RNA from Protopolystoma xenopodis, 372 nucleotides. The record is from the annotation of a GenBank genome assembly. Lineage: Eukaryota; Metazoa; Platyhelminthes; Monogenea; Polystomatidea; Polystomatidae.
UUUCAUCAAUGCGCCCCAGAUGGCCCCUUGUCGCUUAAACGCACUUCGCUCAUCUGCCAGUGUUCAUCAAAUCACCCUAUAUUAAAUGACGGUCCUACCAUUCUCCCCUCCCUGGACGCGUCUGUGGACGACUCGGCGUCUGCCAUUAGUCACGGGGCAUCUGAGGACGCUCAUGUGCCACAGAUUCACCUUCAUAGCUCAAAAGACUCAUUCGUUUAUCCAACAAAACCUCCUCUCUUGCCAAGUAAUGCUUGUCCUCCGUCGAUCCCUUUAUUCAAUACACCAUCCGAUCUGCCGCCUAGCCCUUCUUCGGGUACACGUUCGGACCGCUGGCAGAUUUUCGGUCGGCUCUUCCGUCGCCAGCAGCCUUAG